Drosophila eugracilis is the source of this 1980-nucleotide messenger RNA. RefSeq lists its product as uncharacterized. Bases 119 to 1747 code for a protein of 542 amino acids. Lineage: Eukaryota; Metazoa; Arthropoda; Insecta; Diptera; Drosophilidae. The transcript has 2 exons. The record is from RefSeq and is a predicted model, not a curated record.
UUAUAUUUUCAUUUCACUGUAAUACCCAGAACAUUGAGAGGGAGGCUAAGUAUAUAGGAGGUUUUCCAAGAGCCUUUGUUGUGCAUUUCAGGAAUCACCAGAGUUUUCGACUGACGGAAUGGCCUUUGUAGCACGCAGGAGUAGCGAUGGCACAGUGGUAGAUCAUCAGCAGGUGUCCGGUCGGCGCGCCGUGCGUCCGCUGACCUUGUCGGACAUUAGUGACGAAGAUUCGGAGACGGUGCUGGGCUAUACGAACCGAACCUACGUGGCUCCCACCGUGAGGCUCUUGAGUCAGGGAGACGGAGAGACUGAGAUCGAUGACGUGGUGGAACCUAAGCCCAAGACUGAGGACCAGGCCGAAGAGGAUUCGGAUGUAGAUAAUCUAUUUGAAGACUCUCUGGAGGAUCACGCUGACAUCUCGGACAGUGAGACGGAUUCAAUCCGAAACUUUUGCAAUGAACUAGAAGAGGAGGAGGCCAACGACGCCUUGCGCAGUGAGAUGAUGAACUUUACGGACGAGGACUCGGAAGAUUUGGCUGCAGAAGCCUCGAAGACUCAGAGAAGCAUGGGAAAAGAGGAUGAAGCGUCUGCCACGGAUACUGAGACUGUUAUGAACUUUGACCAGGAUAUUCGGAGCCUGAGCUCCUUUGACAGCUGCACACCAACGGUGACGCUGGGCACAGAGGAUCUUGACAAUUUGGAUAAUCUCAGCGGCAAGACCUUCUUCAAGGAGGACGUGCUGGACGAUAUCAGCAGCAAAACCUCUUCGAAGCAGAGCAAUGAGGACGGCCUCAGCAGAAGGACUUUUACUAUGAAGUCUGCCACCAAGGAAGUGUCCUCCAACUUGGGAUCGGAUCUCGAAUCGGACCAGGGCCAGAUGUCUAGUCGAACCUACGACUUAAGCUACCGGGGCAGUAACCGGGGGAGCAACCGCGGCAGCAUCCGCGGCAGCGAGCGGGGCAGUAACCGCCUUCACGACGGCUCCUCGUUGUCCACCUGUAGCUGGUCUGAGAUGUACGGUGGGGCCCUGCAGCAAUCUAAUGGGCGCAGCAACAUCGUCCCCUCUCUAAGCCUGGCCAGCGCCACCUCGGAAACGUCCACUUUCUACAAGAGCAUAGAGAACAAGGAACGCCAGGGCAAAGCUGCUUUUGAGGACUGGAUAGCGCGGAAGGCGGCUCAGAAGCAGAAGAAUCUGCUGGCUGCCAAGCAGGAGCGGGAGAAACGGGAGGCAGAGGCGGCCCUGCGUCAAAAGCUUUCCCAGGAACGCUUUCAGGAGUGGUGCCGCCGCAAGGAGCAGCAGCAGCAGAAGGAUCAGCAGCAACAUCUACGGAAGAAGACCUCCACCACCAGCCAGUCGAGCUCGGGAAACUUCUCGACCUCGAGCUCCAUUUCCGGAUACGGAUCUAGUACAGGGUCCGGUCCAAGCACCGGUCCUGUAAGAUUGCUGCCGCCUGAGGUCACUAAGAAACGGAUCCUGGAGUGGCAGCGCGUCAAGAACGAGCAGCAGCAGACCGAAAGGGAGCGCCAGCGAAGGCUGCGAGAUAGCAAGCAGAAGCAGGAGGAGGAUCGCAAGCAGCGCUCGCAAGGCGCCUGGAAGAAUUGGAUGAAGCAGGUGGACAAGAGGGCCAAGCCGGUACCCCUGAAUCAGGGCUUCGACUCUCUGCGAGGCACCAUUUCCAACAUCUACAUAAAUCCCGUCCAGUGGGUGUCCAACAUAGACCCGCAGGAAUCGGGUCGCAGUCGUUAAGGUUAUUUCUGUAAUUUUUACGUUCGUUAGUCCAUCGUCCAUUCAAGCUGAGAUGCCCGAUGAAGGAACUGGGAAGACUGGUCGGAAAUUUCUGGAGGAAUCACAAUGGUUGCUGGGCCAGCCAAAAAGACAAUUUCCAUAAACCCAUAUUUGUUAUCUGGAUAGUGGCGGUGGAUCCCACAUUGUUUUAGCUUAUUAACUCAACCAAUAAACCACGAGAUCAAGAUCUUUAA